Messenger RNA from Babjeviella inositovora NRRL Y-12698, 407 nucleotides. RefSeq lists its product as uncharacterized. Bases 117 to 353 code for a protein of 78 amino acids. The record is from RefSeq and is a predicted model, not a curated record. The transcript has a single exon. Lineage: Eukaryota; Fungi; Ascomycota; Pichiomycetes; Serinales.
UUUCCGAGUAAGAUAAGAAUACCUGUCCCGAGGGCCGCCCCGUUGGUCUGAGCUUGCAUAGCGUCGACAAUGGCAACCGCUGGGUUAGGGGUAGACGUUGACAUAGUGAGAAGGGGAUGUACAAAAAAUUAGCUUUUGGAAGAACAGAGUUUUGUAGAUACGUGAGCUUUUGGCGGCCAGUUCUCAAAGAUCGGGCGAAGAGGACGGGUGGUAUUUAUACGAGAAUAAAUGGCCGCUCAUCAUCAGCUCAAAAAGCACAGGUCAUGCACGCCCAAAACGUGCGGCUCAUGCUGGCUGCACUCCGAGAGCCGCCUGUGCAUAGGGAUGGAACCUUAGGCUGCAAAAGCCUGUAAAUAGCCUGAUACAUUGCCACGGAUGCGUCGGUACCAAUCGUUUUGAGGAUAUUU